Molecule: messenger RNA, 1473 nt
Organism: Lucilia cuprina (Australian sheep blowfly)
Lineage: Eukaryota; Metazoa; Arthropoda; Insecta; Diptera; Calliphoridae
Product: protein ILRUN
Exons: 3
Coding region: 179-1009 (276 amino acids)
Molecular function (GO): protein binding
Source: RefSeq, a predicted model, not a curated record
AUUUUUAUUAAAUUGCAUUUUACGUUGUUUAUCAACUGCAGAGAAAAGGAAAAUUAGAUUUUUCAAUCAUAAAUUUUGUAAAAAUAAACAUAUAAAGUGAUCUUAUCUUUUAAUAAACAACUAUUACACAAAAAGCACAAUUUAACAACGAAAUUCCACAUAAAAAAGCUAAGACAAUAUGGAUAUAAGCGAUAAUGCAUUUGAUCCCCAACAGACUGGUCAGCCACAACAACAGCAGCAACAACAACAAUCCGCAUCACCAGCCGUUUUACAAGGUCAACAAAUGCAAUGUGAUUCCUCCUCAAUUGCUUUCGGGUCUCCUCAACAACAGCAAUUCGACGGCACUACAACGCAUCAUGGUCCAUUAGGAGGACCGAUACCACUACCAGCACCACCACAAAACUACGACAAGGCACGUUCAAAUGCUGCUGACAUUGACUUUGAUUCACUGUUGCUGCAGCAAUUUAGUUGUUUGGGCACACGAGACCAUGAGGAUUUAAUCGAACAAUUUCAUAGCCUAAUGAAUAAUCAAAUGAAUAAGGAUGCGGCUAGAUUCUUUUUAGAAAUGAGCAAUUGGAACCUUCAAACGGCUGUUGGUUGUUAUUUAGACUUUUGCAAUGGACAAACAUUACCAUCAAUGAAAAUUAUACAACAAACACAACCGAAUAAUCAACAGGUGGCAUGGAGUCUGCAAAAUAUUGGCUCAGAGUCAUGGCCAAAUGGUUGUUACUUAAUGUCCAACAGUCAAACACGUCGCAUUGAAGUGCCCACUGUACGACCCGGUGAUACCUGUGAAGUUGUAGCCGAUUUAUGUACUAAUGAACCAGUUGUUUGGCGUUUGUGUACACCGUAUGGUGAAUAUUUUGGCGAUAGUUUAUGUCUCGUAACGCCCGGAUCGUUUAAUUCUCACGAGGAACUUAAUCAACGUUUAGCUCAAUUAGCAGUUACCGAACAAAAUCCCGCCCAAUUUCCUCAAGUUAAUAUUGUGAUAUCGGAGAGAAUGGAAUAAGAUCGAUCGAUCGACGAUCAUCAAUCAAUGUUGUCUAUUUUGGUUUUAUUGGACAUGUUUUUUUGAUUUUGAUUACAUAUCUAUGCUUUCUUUAUUCUUUUCCUUUUAAAAUUGUGUGAUUUGGUGUGAUGGUGUUUCAAAGUGCGAACGAGAGUGUGUUAUCCGAUCAAUGUCGCUUUUUAUACAUAAAUUUUAUUUUACUUUCAUCUUAAUUUUACAGCUUACUACACGUAGAAAAAAAUACAAUAAACAACAAAAACUGUGUAUUUGUAUUUUAAAUAUAUAAAUUUUGUGUCCUGCAUAAUCUUUCAAAGAACAAUAUGUACGACAAACAGUUUAUUUGCGUUUUUCUACAAAUUUUCUCAAAUACUUGUAACUGGGUUAUAAAGUUAUUUUAUUAUUAAAAAAAUGUUUACAAGAAUAUUAUAAAGAAUAUAUAUUACAUUAUAUUAUUUUCAACUAUA